Messenger RNA from Stegostoma tigrinum, 2901 nucleotides. RefSeq names its product armadillo repeat containing 6 (gene armc6). NCBI's taxonomy places the organism in Eukaryota, Metazoa, Chordata, Chondrichthyes, Orectolobiformes, Stegostomatidae. Gene Ontology annotation, biological process: hematopoietic progenitor cell differentiation. The transcript is spliced from 8 exons. Gene Ontology annotation, molecular function: protein binding. Bases 60 to 1460 code for a protein of 466 amino acids. The record is from RefSeq and is a predicted model, not a curated record.
CAAGGGUGUGACACACGGAGGAACUGCAGCUUUGAGAAAGAAAAGUUGUUUACAGAAGAAUGGCAAGCAGACGGAUUACUCAGGAGACAUUUGAUUCUGUGGUGCAAGAAAACAUAACUGAGUUUCAAAUGGAGCCAGAAGAGGCUCUGAGUGAAGCAAUACAACAAUUUGAGUCACAAGGUGUUGACCUUAUUAACAUAGUGAAGGCUGUCCAGAAUACAACUACAGAAGCCAGUGAUCAGAAGCACAUUGUUCUGCAGGCCCUUGAAGAGCUUCGGAGAGCUUUGGAUCUCAUGGCUCUGGAUGAAAUGGGGGAUCACCUAACUAACUUCAGUGAGCAAUGUAGCCUUGACUUUGCUCACCGUCAUCUGGCAGCCGAAAAGUCAGCAUAUCCCACGGUUCUUUCUUCCUGUCAACAACUGAUGUCCAAUGCGCCCUAUCUGCUGAAGGGAAUCCAGGCCUUGGCCAAUCUGCUGGAUGGUCAGCCAGACCUCCUCGACCCAGAGGGCCAGCAGCUCCUCCUGGAGAUCUUGAAGCAGCACCGGGACCAUGCAGCUCUGAACGCAGUGACAAUCCGCGCCAUCCGUCACAGUUGUCUGAAACACGAGCAGAAUCGCCAAGACUUCGUGCAGCUAGGUGUUUUGGCAUUUCUGACUGGCGCUAUUGUGAACCAUGGCAAUCAGGCGGAUGUGGUCAGAGAGGCAGGGAGAGCCCUGCGGGUCAUGACCUAUGACGACGAUAUCCGGGUGCCCUUUGGCCGUGCUCACGAUCAUGCCAAACUGAUAGUGAUGGAGAAUGAUGGACUUCGGAUAAUCAUUGAAGCUGCAAAAGUUUUCACAGACAACCCAUCAGUACUCAGUGAACUGUGCUCUACGUUGUCUCGCCUAGCUGUCAGGAAUGAAUUCUGCCAGGACAUCGUGGAUCUAGGAGGUCUCAACUUCAUGGUAGCCCUCUUGGCGGACUGCAUUGAGCAUCGGGAAGUAGUAAAGCAGGUUCUGUGCGCAUUGCGAGCGAUCGCAGGUAAUGAUGAGGUAAAGGAUGCAAUCAUAAAUGCUGGUGGAACAGACCUGAUUGUGCUAGCCAUGAACCGACACUUGGGAACCCCACAGAUCUGUGAACAGGGAUGUGCUGCUUUGGGCAUGUUUGCCUUACGGAAACCAGAAAAUUGUCGUGUGAUCAUGGAGGGUGGUGGAGCACUGAUUGCGUUGCAGGCAAUGAAGGCACAUCCAGCUGAGGCGAACGUCCAGAAACAGGCCUGCAUGUUGCUCCGUAACCUGGUGGCCCGCAAUCCUGACUUCUCCCAGCUGAUCCUGGAAAUGGGAGCUGAGAUGCUCAUCCUGCAGGCAAAGACCAAACACCAAGACUGUGAAGACUUGGCAAAAGCUGCCCUGCGGGAUCUUGGCUGCAAAGUGGAGCUUCAAGAGUUCUGGACAGGGCAGAAAGCUGGGAUUUCCCGUUAACUGCCACUUUGGGACAAGACUAGGAGAUGGACCUGGAAAGCACACGUCAUGUUUCGUUGCACAUUUCUGGAUUUUUCUAACGUUUAACCUCUGGUUGUCUGAGACAUUGUACAAGCGACCAGAGAACUUGUGAGGUGUCUGUUUCAGCUGUGGUGAGUUGAGGAUCUACCAGGUGCCACGACCCUCACCUCCACUUCAGUGAAUGGGACUUUCCACAAUGCAGAUUGGUACUUGGAGCAGGCUACUGAUUGAUGAUCACUACCAAACUCGGAGGAUCCUUCCACCAUGAAUGACCACGUCUGAACUUUCUUGCGCUUUGACAGGUAAUAGGCUUCUGGAAAUUCCAUUGUUAUGUUACCCAGUGCUGUUUUUCUCACCAAAACGUCAGCAGCAGAAUGCAAAGUGUUUCCAGACAAGUGGUUUAAAUAUUGUUCUGUCAUAGUACUCAUCACUUGCUGCCAGAGGAUAUUCAAGUGUUUAACACCAAACUUGAUAGAUUUUGUAUCUUGAAGCAGGUUGUGAAUCUGGUAUUAAAAAUGCCCCACUCCAUCCCAUCAGUUAAUAGUUCAAUCACCACCUCAUUACACAGUGUAGGCUGCUUUUAUUUUGCGUUUUUGUCUGUUUCUUCCUUUGUUUAACAGUGCCAUAGUGCUCAGUGGGUCUGUAAAUGAAAUGACCCAUACAUUACCAAGCAAUUAAUUUUAGAUAGUGAUUUCUUCCAUUAGUUGAUGAUAUACAGAAUAUUAAAAAACAUCCAAAAGGAACUUUUACAUCUGAUCAGUAGGAUUGACACCAGUGUUUCAAUAUUCCCACAACAUGGGAUCUUUAUUAGCAAUGAAGAGGAGAUUCUCUCCAUCCUUGCUUGAUGAGAGAAUUGAUUCUGUACAAGAGCCUAAACAACAGUUUACAACCCGACAACUAGACAGUCUCCUGUCAUCACCUCCUAAAACAGUAUUUUACACAUUUUAUUCAGUGCACACGCACAAAUACACACCUCCCCUACAUACCUAAGGUUUUGACACCAUUGAUUCCUUGUGUGUAAUAGAGAUCACAGAUUGUUAAUUGAGAUUUGGUUGUGACUGCAUUAGUCAUGUCCUGUGCAAAUUGUGAAAGCAUGUCAGCAGAUCUGGCAAAUCCCCUGCGAUUCUGUGAUGACAUUUUGGGCCCUGGAUUUGAAAUCCAGUCAAUAUUAUUGUCUUGCAGUUGGAAGCAAUGUCUGCCUUAUGUGAGGUUGUCCCUUCUGUUCUGCUGCAGUGAGUCAGAGGUUAACUCUGUGCACAUCAGCAAUGUUAUUUAACCCUUAAAUGCAUCUCUUUGAAAGCACUGACAUGGACAUUACUGUUUGAGGUCAUAAACCUACUAUGUAUUUCCACAAAUUUAUUGUUUUAUCUUGACAGUCAUACCCGGCUGUUUUAAUGUAUUAAAAAGUGUUUGUGUGCAU